CAAAAACCAGCAAUCGCCGCCGGCCGCCCGGCCCUUCUUCUCCGCCGGAAUCAUCGCUCAAUCAGGAGAGCAGUUGAAAAGUUCCAAAGUCGCAGAGCACACACUGAUCGAUAUAAUACUUCUCCUUCUUCUUCUUCUUCUUCUUCUUCUUCAAAUCGCUCUAGAAAUUCCAGAAGUGAAUCGAUAUGCCCCACGCUUUCCCCAAAACUCAGAUUUCUCGGACUUCAAUGGCGAAAUCGACGAUGUUUUCUUUUGGCCAUCAGUUUCUUCAACACUUACGUAUGGAUCCCGCUGCUUCGUCUCAAGGAUGCGAUUAUUGGCGGCGUUAGUGUUUUCCGCCUCGCGUUUGUACCGGAAUCGGACGGCUCAAGCGGCGGAACUCUGCUGGUGAGAAGAUACGAAGAGUUGCAGAGGAGCGAUGAUCGAGCGGAGGAGGAGAUUUGUUCUAUCUGUUUGAUGGAAUUCGCGAGAGGAGAUUCCGUGUGCGUAUUACCGGAUUGUUCGCACGUUUUUCAUUUCGGUUGCAUCGAGAAGUGGCUCGAGAGAAAUCGCUUCACUUGCCCGCUCUGUAGGUGCUUCUUCUUCUUCAACAUCAGGAAUCGCCAUGAGAGGAAGCUCCAAUUCGUCGUUCCAGAUAAUCCUUCUUGCCUCUAUUACUUCUUGCAGUGAUUUUUCAUUCGUUUCGUUUUCCAUUGUCGAUUGUUCGUCUGUAGAUUGAUGUGGAUUUCGCAAUUGCUAUCGGAUUUCCACGUCUUUUGUGUAAAAAUUCUUCCAUCUCCGACUUCAGACUGUCAGAUUCAUCAUUUGCUAGAACUUGAAAUUUUUGGUUCGUUUGGGUAA
Molecule: messenger RNA, 840 nt
Organism: Cucurbita pepo subsp. pepo (vegetable marrow)
Lineage: Eukaryota; Viridiplantae; Streptophyta; Magnoliopsida; Cucurbitales; Cucurbitaceae
Source: RefSeq, a predicted model, not a curated record